AUGGAGAGUAAAUCUGAAAACAAGCAUAAUGAUAUUGAACUGAUUCAGUCGGAUAUUUCAAAGACCCAUCAAGCACCUUUUGGUGAAGACAAUGAAUAUAUAGUCAAUAAAGAUACUGACAGUAUUUUAAAAAACUCCACUAAUGAAUCGAAUAAAAAGUGGCGAUUUGAAGGUGUAAAUAUAGUUGUAUUGUCUGUGAUAGUCUUAUCGACUGCUAUAACUAUAGCUUUAAUUUUCAGCAUUAUUUUUGGAAAGCCUCAGGUCGUACCUCAGGGUGCUGUUGCAGUUGAUGAUGAUUUGUGUGGUCAAAUAGGCUUAAAUAUAAUGCGAGAAAACAAAGGGAAUGCUGUUGAUGCGAUGGUAUCUGUUAUGUUAUGCUUAACUGUAACUCGCCCUGAUGUUGCAAGUUUAGGUGGAUGUGGUGCUGUACUAGUUCGUGAUCGUAAUAAACAAUUAAGUCAUUUAUUUGACUUUACUUGCCCUGUUCGUAAUAGUGCUACAGAACAAGAUAAACCAGAUAAAAAUAAACCUGCUAGUUUAGUAGGUAUCCCAUCUCUAAUACGUGGUCUUGUAGUUAUGCAUCAACGAUUUGGUUCAUUAAAAUGGUCAGAUCUUUUCACUGGUGCAAUUGAUUUGACUAAAAAAGCUUUCAUGCCUAGUAAAUCUUUAAUUGAAGCUGCAAAUAAAAUGAAAACAUUAAAUUCACCAGAUUUUUUAAAACCAAUUUUAAAUCAAUUAAUAGAUGAAAAUACUCCAUAUACUCCAUCAGUUGAGUUACGUAAUACAUUAGAACAUUUAGCUAAUCAACGUGAUGGAUAUUUUUAUAAUACAAAUGCAAAUACAUUCAAUAGACAAUUUGUUAAUUAUAUGAAACAACAAGGAUCUCAAUGGUCAUUAGAAGAUUUGAACAAUUAUACAGUUGAUCGUCCAAAUGCAAUCAAAAUGGGUUUCGCUGGCUUCACACUGGAAUCAUUUCCACCUCCACUAGUUGGCGGUCCGUACAUUCUACUGUUACUGGGCAAUUUAGAUCUUAAAGAUACACUCACUCCACUUGAUCAUCGAGCAUUACUCAACCAAGAUCCAAUUGUAACUACUAUCUACUUGCAUCGUCUUAUGGAAUUGGCUCGUUUAGCUGAAGCAUCAGCUACUACACUUGGAGAUCUGAGUGAUCCUACAAUAAAUGUAGCAGCUUCAUCUGCUAUGGACACUAUCUUCUCAAAGUCUGCACGUGAAGCCACUGUAGCUAGUGUUCUAGAUGACCGUGUGGUAAAGGAACAUUCACAACAAGAUGUCCUCAAAACAACUUCCGAAGGUGCCAAUAUUGGUGAUACAGGUAUUGUAACAACUGAUUCAACUAGUUUCACUGUUGUCGGCAAUAUAUUCAUGGGUUCACCAUUUGGUAAUGGACAAAUUGUACCUGGUACAGGUGUUCACUUAAAUUCAGUGUUACAAUUAUUCUCAGAAACAAAAUUGAAUAAAUUUGCUCCUGGACGUCGUCCUCUUAUUCCAAUUGGACCAGUUUAUUUAUCAGCUACACAUAGAAAAUGUGGUAUACGUGCAGGUAUUGUUUCGAUAGAUGGAUUAUGGGGUCUUACAGAUGCAGCACAAGUAAUAUGUAAUGCAGCAUUAUUUUUACGUGGUACCAAAUGUCAACCACCUAAAACACUUCAACAAUUUCAAUCUAUUACUACAAUAAAUCAUAAAAAAGAACAAAUUCCUAUCUUAAAUGAUCAUCCUCAUCAUCAUCAUCAUCUAUAUAGUCCAGCUAUUGAAAAAAAUUGUAUUAAUCCUAAUUAUGCUACUAAUAAUUUAACAAGAAUACAUCCAAAUUAUAAUAUAAGUAAAUUAAGUAGUAUAACACUUGAAUAUUCAUUUAAUAAUGAUCAUUUAAAUUUAAUUGAACAAUUAAAACAAUUAAAUUAUAGUGAUAUUCAAUUAUUAUUAAUAAAUCAAUGGCCUGGACGAGUAUUUUUAAUUGGUUGGAAUGGUUAUCAUAUGAUUAAUACAGGUGAUAAUCAUUCAUUUAAUAGUAAAACAUUAUAUACAUUUUAA
Messenger RNA from Schistosoma rodhaini, 2052 nucleotides. NCBI's taxonomy places the organism in Eukaryota, Metazoa, Platyhelminthes, Trematoda, Strigeidida, Schistosomatidae. The record is from the annotation of a GenBank genome assembly.